CGUGUUCGAAAGGCGGCGACGGCUCUGUCAUGGAAAUUCCAAGGAAGUUUCUAGAAUAAGCAAAGAAUAUUCAUUUCGAAUGUCGUCAAAGUCAUUGCAAACAAUGAUACAAACAAAACUUCUUGCAUUUGUGGAUGACAUUUCGUAGCUGUUAAAACAUUUCUUGUAUCUUUUUAUAUCAAAUUCAACGAUUAUUUGCAUUUUGGCAUCGAGAAAUGCCAGCACCAUCUCCGACCCUCUCUAGCUUAUCAGAAAUACCUAUGUGUGAGAAAACAGAAGUCAAUGAUACCGAUUCUCUGCCUCCUUGGGCCAAAAUCACACUUACAUCUGCAGAAGCUGAAAUCGAAAAACUGAUCACGCGAAAUGAGUUGAAAGAUGCUGAGGUAACUUAUUUCUGUCAAGUAGAACCAAUUCUUCAAGAUGGGCCACAAUGCGGUUUAGUGGCGCUUUCCAUGGCAUCACAAGAAUAUACAAAACCAGUUUCUGUGAAUCAACUUCUUGCUGAAGCUCGUGUUCGAGGAUUUACACAACACGGAGAAGUAUAUAGUGUCGAUUUCAUGGGGACAUUGGCUGCAGAAUAUUUACCUGAUCAUAAACCAGAUAUUUUAGUAGAUUUACAACAGUGUCCAGAUACGUUAACUCAUGCUUUAGCACAUGGAGCAAUGGUGCUGAUACCAUAUGAUUCUGACUUUAAUCACGCUCCAUGUUUAAAAAAAGGUCAUAAAGCACAUUGGGCAUUGCUUGUUGGUCUAAUCUCUUCCAGACAAGGAUAUCACGUUCUGGCACGUCACGGCAAAUCGCGUCAUUUGGCUUGUUGGCCCUUACGUGAUUUGAUUGAAAGUAACGGCAACUUGGAGGAAGAGGGUACAGCGAGACAUGCGGGAGGAUACGUUAUACCAAAGGGUGGUGUUGGAGGUCAGAAAGGCUUACGCGGCAGAGCACUGGCAUUACAUCCAUACAUGUAGAGUUAUAAUGAAAAAAAUUAUAGUGACUGUAUUGGAUGUGAUAUUACCGUAACGAUGCUAUGCUCGUAUAUAAGUGAGAAUUGCCACGCCUUUCUAAAUCAUGUUUUAUGAGAAAAUUUGAUUUUUGAGCUAUAAAAUUAAUGUGCAACGAUUAAACCUAGGAAUCUCUGUUUAUAGAGUACAUCAGUAAUAAUAAAUGUAUAUAUAUAUAUAUCAUGU
Messenger RNA from Cyphomyrmex costatus, 1184 nucleotides. RefSeq names its product UPF0692 protein CG33108. The coding region runs from base 216 to 965 and encodes 249 amino acids. Lineage: Eukaryota; Metazoa; Arthropoda; Insecta; Hymenoptera; Formicidae. The transcript has 5 exons. The record is from RefSeq and is a predicted model, not a curated record.